Messenger RNA from Plutella xylostella (diamondback moth), 2170 nucleotides. It is a transcript of the gene Chi-h, whose product is annotated as chitinase. Gene Ontology annotation, molecular function: chitin binding; chitinase activity. Gene Ontology annotation, biological process: carbohydrate metabolic process; chitin catabolic process. NCBI's taxonomy places the organism in Eukaryota, Metazoa, Arthropoda, Insecta, Lepidoptera, Plutellidae. The record is from RefSeq and is a predicted model, not a curated record.
AAAUAUGUAACGCUUAAAGGAAUUACAUUAAAUAGCUCAGUACUAGUGGGAGGUUACCGGUGUUUUGUUAAAAAAUAUAAUAUAUUUUAUUUCAGCUUGUCUGGCUAGAAUACUUGACAUCGGCGAGAAUAAGUACCUAAUGAAGACAAUGCGGCGGUUCAGUCUCACGGUGGUGGCGGCGCUGGUCGCGGCGGCGGCGGCUGCGCCCCCAGGCAAACCCAACCUCGGCUGGGGCGAGAGGACUUUCGCCAUCGUAGAAGUGAACCAAGCAGCCACGGCGUACAACCAGCUGGUCACCAAGAAAGACGCAGCUGAUGUCUCCGUCACGUGGAACGUCUGGUCCGGGGAUCCCGCGGACAAGGCCAGGGUACUCCUCAGCGGGGAGGAAGUCUGGAGCGGCAACGGAGGAGGCUCCGGGGCAGCCAACUUCAAAGUCAAGAAGGGAGGACGAUACCAAAUGACAGUGGAACUCUGCAAUGCUGACGGAUGCAGUGCCAGUGACCCGACAGAAAUAGUUGUCGCUGACACAGACGGCAGCCACCUUCCACCUCUGGACUACUCCAUUGGAGAAAGGAAUAAGGUCUUCAAGCAAUCAUCAGGAAAAGUUGUCGGAGCUUACUUCGUUGAAUGGGGAGUGUACCCUAGAAAGUUCCCGGUAGACCGUGUGCCUAUACCUAACCUUACUCACUUGCUGUACGGAUUCAUUCCAAUCUGUGGUGGUGAUGGUAUCAAUGACAGUUUGAAGGAGAUCGAAGGAAGUUUCCAGGCUCUACAGCGCUCGUGCAGUGGACGCGAGGACUUCAAGGUUUCAAUCCACGACCCGUGGGCUGCUCUGCAGAAGCCUCAGAAGGGACUGUCUUCCUGGAACGAACCCUACAAAGGUAACUUUGGUCAACUGAUGUCCCUGAAGCAAGCUCGCCCUGACCUGAAGAUCCUGCCCUCCGUCGGUGGCUGGACGCUUGCCGACCCGUUCUUCUUCUUUGACGACAAAGUUAAGAGAGAUCGCUUCGUCGGUUCAGUGAAGGACUUCCUUCAGACUUGGAAAUUCUUCGACGGCGUCGACAUUGACUGGGAGUUCCCUGGAGGCAAGGGUGCCAACCCUCACCUCGGCAGUGAGAAGGAUGGAGAAGUCUACCUGAUGCUCAUGAAGGAGCUGCGUCAAAUGUUGAACGAGCUGUCGGCCGAAACUGGAAAGAAAUACGAGUUGACAUCCGCCAUCAGCUCCGGUUGGGACAAGAUCCAGGUGGUCGACUACGGUGCAGCGCAGAAGUACAUGGACCACAUCUUCCUGAUGAGCUACGACUUCAAGGGCGCCUGGUCCAACGACACUCUGGGUCACCAAGCCGCUCUCUACGCGCCUGCGUGGAACCCUAAGGAGACCUACACUACUGACUUCGGUGUGAAGUACCUGUUAGCGCAGGGAGUGCAGCCCCAGAAGAUCGUGGUCGGUGUGGCUAUGUACGGGCGCGGCUGGACCGGGGUGCACGGGUACACCGACGAAGUACCCUUCACCGGCAACGCGACUGGCCCCGUGAAGGGGACCUGGCAGGACGGCGUGGUGGACUACAGGGAGAUCGCGACCGAGAUCGCGGCCGGCAAGUGGGAGUAUGGCUACGACACUGUGGCGCAGGCUCCCUUUGUGUUCAGACCCUCGACUGGCGACCUGAUAACCUACGACAAUGCGCGCUCCGUGAUCGAAAAAGGCAAGUACGUUAGGAAUAAUAAGCUCGGCGGGCUAUUCGCAUGGGAAAUAGACGCGGACAAUGGCGACAUAUUGAAUGCGAUGAACAUGGGACUCGGAAACAGCCAAUCGUGAGACAAAUUAGGUUAUCGAUUUAUUUAGACGAUUUCAUUUUAAGUUGUGUGUGUAAAUAAGGUUUUCGUGAAUAGUUUUAAGUGUUGCGCGUUCAAUCAAUUUGUACAAAAGUUGUUGCGAAGAAAUAAUAAAUUAGGAUUUAAGUUCCCGUUAAUGUUAUGAUGAUGUUAGACUGAUAAUGUUAAUGUAGAGUUCUGACUCUAGGUAUUGAUUGACAGUAAUGAUGAAAAAAAGUAUUGGUUUUACAAUAUAAAAAACUUAACUAUUGUACUAAUUAAGAUUUAUUUUGUACAUCUUGGUUAUUUGCGUAUCUCACACAUUUGACGUAUUCCUAAAAUAAAUUAUUUUAAUUUA